GUGUCAUGUGUCAUUUUCUCGCUGUAGCGCGGCGUGCUAAAUUUGAGGUUACAAAAUUUUAUAAUUCUCUAAACAAUGGGGAAAGUUAAAAAGUCAAGGCCUGCAAGAACAAAGAAGAAUGUUGUUGAAAGCCAUUCAGUCGAAGAAGAAGAAAUGCCAGUGGAUUCCAAAGAAAAUGCACUGCAGACUAUAUUGGAUCAAUUACAGACAGCAAAUGUUGAAGAAAAAUACUGUGGCUUACAAACACUGGCAAUGCUUAUUGAAAGUCCAGAGAAUAUUGAUGAGAUAAUUAAUCGAGGUAUAGUUAAGGUGGCGGCACCUUUACUCAUUGAUGCUGCAAGUUCAGUGAGGAAUGCAGCUGCCGGUACCUUGAGGAAUCUGUCCACUGUAAAGCUGGAAGUAUGUGACCAGCUGAUGGAACAAGAUAUAAUGACACCACUUACGUGCUAUUAUCAUGAGCAUGCUGCUGAGUGGACUCCAGAGAACAACUCUAAAACUAAAGACGAUGAUAAAGACACUUUUAUUCAAUGUACAAACUUACUUCUGAAUUUAUGUGAGAGCUCUGAACUUGCUGUCAAAUACUUGGGACAGUCAAAAAUACUUGACAUUCUACCGAGGUAUUUGAACCUGUCAGUUUUUGGUUGUGAUGUUGUCAUUGCUGUAUUACAGUGUCUAUUUGUGGUUGUAGAGGAUAACCCCUUUGCUAUGGAAAAAGUGAAGGCUAACUCAGAGAAACAAUUACAAGAAUUUAUAUCAUUGGAAGGCACUGACCCAUCAGUACUUUUGACAAAGACAUUGGCAGCUGGUGUGAUUAUAAACACAUGUGGAGGAAAUGUUGUAGGUUUACCAGCUAAUGUUGUGAAUGAUAUCAUUGCCAUUCUGGCUAAUACUUUAUCAGUUGACCACAGGCUGGCUUGCAAUCAGUUAUCAAGUAAUGUGCCAUUAGGGGAUAACAAGGGAAAUAUUGUUGCACCCAAAGGGAGUGAAGCCAAGGUUUUAGAAAAUCAAUUGAAGGCCGUGUCUCAGUUGUUAGAUGCACAACAAAGUGCUGUUGAAAUUGUUGCGAAUCUUUGCUCUUGUGAAGAGGGUGAUGAAAACAUAGAUGAGGAUGAUUCAGACAGUGAAAUAGAAGAAGAAAUAUGUACUAAUACUGAUGAGCCACUCCUCUCUGAAGACAAACUACCUCCAGAGGUCAUGGAGGCAUUGAUCUCACUGGAAAUAUUUGACAAAGUAUGGUCUAGGACUCAGCUGCCUGCACAAAAUGUCAUGAUGAUUUUGCAAGAGUAUGAAGGAUCACAGUUGAUUUAUAAAAAAUUACACAAUGUCCAGACAAGAGCUUUACUUUGUAUCAACAACAUGCUAUCCACAUUACCCAUUGAAAGUUUGGGGGGAGCCAGUAGGGUAUAUAAAAUAUGGGUGGAUACAGGCAAAUUAGUGUUCCAACAAAAUGCAGAGAAUGUUAACUUAUUGGAGUCUUCCACGGCAGUAAUGAGAGCUUCGUUGGAAAAACUGAAAGUCAAAGAAAAUGGUGACCUCAAUGGCUGUAAUUUAUUUAGUGAUAUGGCCCUAACAGAUAUAGAGAUGAUGUUGACAGGGAUAAAAGAGUGUCAAGUUCCAGAAAUAAGAGCAAACCUUAUCAGGAUGAUUGGAAUCUUAGCCCUAUUGUUAGUCAACAACUUAAAUGAAAUUACUUCGAAUGUGAUAUGCACAAUAACUGAAUUUAUCUUAGAGCAGGCUCAUAAAGAGAAUGAGGUCUGGGUUUUAGCUGAGGCUAUUGACACAAUAGUUGAUUUAUAUUCUGAAGAUGAGACAGAUAUUUUAGCAGCAAAAGUUAAAUUAGUUGAUAAAUUGGCCGUAUUGGCGCCUAUACUGAAAAAUAAGGCAAGACAGCAGAAACGACUUCCUAAGGAAUACAAAGUACUGGUAAGCACAGCAACUUCAAACUUGCCUAGAUUUAUAAAGUACAAAAAAGGAAGAAUAAGUAGUUUGUAAGUAAAAUAUUAAUUUAUAAUUUGGUAUCGAUG
Ostrinia furnacalis (Asian corn borer) is the source of this 2024-nucleotide messenger RNA. Its product is annotated as HEAT repeat-containing protein 3. The record is from RefSeq and is a predicted model, not a curated record. The transcript is spliced from 8 exons. NCBI's taxonomy places the organism in Eukaryota, Metazoa, Arthropoda, Insecta, Lepidoptera, Crambidae. Gene Ontology annotation, biological process: protein import into nucleus; ribosomal large subunit biogenesis. Bases 76 to 1992 code for a protein of 638 amino acids.